Gamsiella multidivaricata is the source of this 2052-nucleotide messenger RNA. RefSeq names its product phosphatase 2C-like domain-containing protein. The coding region runs from base 1 to 2052 and encodes 683 amino acids. Lineage: Eukaryota; Fungi; Mortierellomycota; Mortierellomycetes; Mortierellales; Mortierellaceae. Gene Ontology annotation, molecular function: cation binding; protein serine/threonine phosphatase activity. The transcript is spliced from 3 exons. The record is from RefSeq and is a predicted model, not a curated record. Gene Ontology annotation, biological process: protein dephosphorylation.
AUGUCACUUCGGCUCUCGGCUCUGCAGACAGUUGCCCGUCGUGGGACACCUGCUACGAUUCUUUGUUCAAGGCCUGGUGUCAGCUUGUCGCCUUCCUUCUUCUCCACCUCGACCACCUCCAAGAGUCGCAUCCGGUCCACGCUUACAGCUGCUCGCCCGAAAAGAAGCCAGCAACAGAACCAACAGCACAAACAAGAGGUUUUCCCACCUAACAAGAGCGAGAACGUCUCUGCCCAGCCGUCUUCAUCAUCAUCAAACUCAGCAUCUACCUCACCGAAUGUCAGUCGAGUCAUUCCUCUGAUCAAGAACCAGCAGCAGCAAGGAACUCAGAAACACGGUUAUUACGAGCGACUUCAACACAAGGGCGGCCACAGUCAGCACCACCAGUCCCAUCAACAGUUCCCUGGUUCCAAUCCCUGGUUCCACCAUAUACUUGACUCCAAACGAGCCGCCUUCCGAGCCUUCGCUGCCGGAGCCGUUCUUACAGUCGUAGGAGUCAGCACCUACAACGUCGCAACCUCGCCAUCGGGUUGGAGCGCAAAGCUAGUUCAACUCCAAGAGGAUAUUUCAUUCGCCAGGGCUUCGUUCACCAAUUCACCUGGACCUUCACCCACUGCUGAUCCAUCCUCGCCCACCUCUUCUUUCCGCUCUUUCUCGCCAUUCUCGGGUGAACCAAGAUUCGAAAAGCAAUUGAAGAUGCUUACACCUGAGCAGGUUGAGCAGCGUCUGUCUCAGAACCAGAGAUCGCACAGGGUCAUCACUAAGGAAGAAGACCGCAAAAACAAAUCUAAGCAGGACCUGAUCCUCGGCUAUUGCAUCAACCAGGUCGCUUCCAACAACCCAAUUGAGGAUGAUCUGUCGCGCCAUGUGAUCAGAGGCAAGGAUGGAGAGAUUGAAAAGGUCUUCUUUGGUAUCUUUGAUGGCCAUGGAGGCUGGUGCUGCAGUCAGAAAGUUGCACAGGAGCUGGCGCCCUCGGUUGCAUCAGAGUUGGAAAACAUCAAGGAUCCGCACGAUGUGAUGGCAGUCAUGGAGGCGAUCGAAAACGGGUUCCUGAAGCUGGAUGACAAGAUUGUGAACGAGACUGUGAAGCGAGUCCUUGAGUAUCCCUCGAGGCCCCUGGCUUGCUCUAGUCUGUUGCCUGCGAUUUCGGGGUCUUGCGCACUGAUGGCCUACGUGGACGCAAAGGAGAAAGACCUGUAUGUAGCCUGCACAGGCGACUCUCGAGCUGUCCUGGGCGUUUGCGAACCGUCAGCGACAAGCAAAGAUGGGCAUUCGUGGAAGGCUGUACCGCUCUCCUUUGAUCAGACCGGUAGGAAUCGUUGGGAGGUCAGGAGACUGCAGGAGGAACAUCCUGGCGAAGAGACCACCGUCGUGAUGCGCGGACGUGUCCUUGGUGGUCUCGAGCCAACAAGGGCCUUUGGAGAUGCACGGUAUAAGUGGUCGCUUGAUAUCCAGGAGCGUGUCUUCCAAUUAUUCCCCUCUUAUCGCCAACCGCAUCGCAACUACCAUACCCCGCCAUAUGUUACCGCUAAACCAGUGGUCAAGCACCACAAAAUUGGACCUAAUGAUCGAUUCUUGGUCAUGGCGACCGAUGGACUCUGGGACAAGCUGACUUCUGAUGAGGUGAUCCAACUCGUUGGUGAACUUCUCGACGGCAAGAUAGGUCAAGAGAAAACGGUCCUUGACCGGGGAGAGAUGAAGAAACUCACGGACAAGAUAAAGGCGAUCAAGGGAGUUGUUAUAGGAAAGAAGGGUGACCAGAGCGAGGAGGAAGAGGAAUUGACACCGGCCAACUUGCCACCAAAGGGCCCCACAAGUCAAGUCCGACAGUUCACAUUCAAGGAUCAGUCCAAUGCGUCGACCCACUUGGUUAGGAAUGCCUUGGGAGGUGGGGAUGAAGAGAAGCUUGCUGCCACACUGUCGAUCCCUGCACCCAUGAGUCGCGUCUAUCGCGAUGACAUUACAGUUACGGUGAUCUUUUUCGGACACCAAGAGACCAAAGUCCCGCUCUCGGAUGAGCCGAAUACCGAUGGUUUUGUAGAGAUCGUUUGA